This is a messenger RNA of Portunus trituberculatus (swimming crab), 1861 nucleotides long. It is a transcript of the gene Eno, whose product is annotated as enolase. The transcript is spliced from 6 exons. Gene Ontology annotation, molecular function: magnesium ion binding; phosphopyruvate hydratase activity. NCBI's taxonomy places the organism in Eukaryota, Metazoa, Arthropoda, Malacostraca, Decapoda, Portunidae. Bases 138 to 1442 code for a protein of 434 amino acids. Gene Ontology annotation, biological process: glycolytic process. The record is from RefSeq and is a predicted model, not a curated record. Gene Ontology annotation, cellular component: phosphopyruvate hydratase complex.
ACCUCGUGCUAUAAGGUUGAAUAACUUGCGCUCCUCAACUAGAGGGCGCUGGUGCUCUUCUAUAUAAAAGCAGAAGGAACGCCUUCGAUCUUUGCCAGUUGGAGACACAAGGUUGGAUCCAUCGCGCAGCUUCCAGGAUGUCCAUCACUAAGAUCUUCGCCCGCACCAUUUUUGACUCCCGUGGUAACCCCACAGUGGAAGUUGACCUCUACACUCAAAAGGGGCUUUUCCGUGCAGCUGUGCCCUCAGGGGCCUCCACGGGCGUGCAUGAGGCCCUGGAAAUGCGUGAUGGAGACAAAUCCAAGUACCAUGGAAAAUCCGUCUUCAACGCAGUAAAGAAUGUUAAUGACAUUAUUGCUCCCGAGAUCAUCAAAAGUGGCCUGAAAGUAACCCAGCAGAAGGAGUGUGAUGCAUUCAUGUGUAAAUUGGACGGCACUGAGAACAAGAGUCGUCUAGGUGCCAAUGCUAUCCUUGGGGUCUCCCUGGCCAUCUGCAAAGCUGGUGCUGCUGAACUGGGAAUUCCUCUUUAUAAACACAUUGCCAAUCUUGCCAAUUAUGGUGAAGUAAUUCUGCCUGUGCCAGCAUUCAAUGUUAUCAAUGGAGGAUCUCAUGCUGGCAACAAACUGGCCAUGCAAGAGUUCAUGAUCCUGCCCACUGGUGCAAGCAGCUUCACUGAGGCCAUGCGGAUGGGCAGUGAGGUGUACCAUCACUUGAAGGCCGUCAUCAAGGCGCGGUUUGGCCUUGAUGCUACAGCUGUUGGUGAUGAGGGUGGCUUUGCACCAAACAUCCUGAACAACAAGGAUGCUCUUGAUCUCAUUCAAGAGGCUAUCAAGAAGGCUGGCUACACAGGCAAGAUUGAAAUUGGAAUGGACGUGGCUGCCUCUGAAUUCUACAAGGGCAACAAUAUCUAUGAUCUUGACUUUAAGACUGCUAACAAUGAUGGUUCCCAGAAGAUCUCUGGUGAUCAACUCAGGGACCUGUACAUGGAAUUCUGCAAGGACUGCCCCAUUGUUUCUAUUGAGGAUCCAUUUGACCAAGAUGACUGGGAGAACUGGACAAAGAUGACUUCCAGCACCAAUAUCCAGAUUGUUGGUGAUGACCUGACCGUGACCAACCCUAAGCGCAUUGCCACAGCUGUGGAGAAGAAGGCCUGUAAUUGUCUCCUUCUCAAGGUGAACCAGAUUGGCUCAGUUACAGAGUCAAUUGAUGCUCAUCUGCUGGCCAAGAAGAAUGGCUGGGGCACCAUGGUUUCCCACAGGUCUGGUGAGACUGAGGAUUGUUUCAUUGCUGACUUGGUAGUAGGACUCUGCACAGGACAAAUCAAAACUGGAGCUCCUUGCCGUUCUGAGCGUCUUGCAAAAUAUAAUCAGAUCCUCCGCAUCGAGGAAGAACUUGGUGCUGGUGCCAAGUUUGCAGGCAAGAACUUCAGGAACCCAUGCUAGGUCGUGAAGUAAAUCUAAAGUAUUGUUCUAUGAUGCUGACUUGGAGUUGUCUAAGCUUGGUUUUCAUUCACGUAUUUGAUCUUGGAAGUGUAUUGAGUCAUAAGCCUUUUGGAAACUGGAUGUGUUUUAGGAGCAAUUUGUGAUGUCUUGCAAUACUGGCAGACUUUAUAUUCCAGAACAUGAGCAUAGGACAUCUUACAUUUUGCCAAUGAAAUUGGUAUACACUGGUAUGCUAAUUUUUUUCUCUCCCUCCUCCCUCCUUUCUUUUUCUUCUUUUUAUGCAUAUGGUGGCUGACUUUUGUUUAUUACUAACUAGUCAUGUGAUUUGUCGUAGGAUUCGAUCCUUUUCAUUAAGUCACCAAAAAAAUGUUGAAAGAAAUUACCUUUAUGUAUAUAAGGUGAAUAAAAAUGUAGUAUAA